AUGUACGGUAGCAGUUCCUGCGAACAAACGUCCCUCAACUCGCUUUGUCCGACCAUCUUUGUGGCCCGGGGGCACCUCCUGCAGCCGGCCUUGAAAGCGCUGGUGGGCAUUAGCCAGGUUCACCCUGCCUGCGGGCGCAAUCCUAGUGCCCGAUCUCUCCAGCUCCCUCCCGUCCCGUCGACCGACGAGCCUUCAGCUAAGAAGAAGAACAUCCUCGUUGGUUUAGUGGUUGCUGGAGCUCUCUUCUUCUUUGGAAUCCUGGCGGCCACUGUUUGGUACUUCAUUUCGACCAAAAACUGUAUAUCCUGUGGAUCUUCGAGUGGAUGUGUAACCCCAUCACAGUGGUGCGAUGGGAUACCUCAGUGUCAAAAUGGCGAGGAUGAAGAAUGCUUUCAAUUUGCGAGAACGGAUUUUGUGCUUUACGCCAAACAUAUAGAUUACGGCUGGAAACCAGUGUGCCUUGAUAACUGGGGCACCAACGAUGCAAAACAAGUCUGCAGGAAGAUGGGAUUCUCCAGAACGACGUAUUCAAACUAUGGAUCAGCCUCGGUGGACACAAUCAAGACCACUGAUUUCUUGAUUCUGAAUGAGACUAUUAAAAAACGAAACGUCCACCAUAAAUUAACCAUCAGCAAGAUUUGUCAAUCUGGAUCGGUGGUCACACUACGCUGUAUAGCUUGCGGAGUCCGCCAGCCCUUUCCAAACGCCACGGGACGAAUAGUCGGAGGGAAUCCAGCACUUGAAGGCGAGUUCCCAUGGCAGGUCAGCCUCCAAGUGAGGGGCAAGCACCUUUGUGGUGGCUCCAUCAUCACGCCCAACUGGGUGGUUACAGCAGCUCACUGUGGAGAAAGGAUCAGUUCUCCAAUCCACUGGCGUGUAAAUGCUGGCCAUUUAUAUUUAAGAGAGGGAUCCGCACUAACUGUACACAAAAUAGAAAAAUUUAUCAGACAUGAACUAUUUAACUCGGAGACCAAAGAUUUUGACGUAGCCCUCAUGAAGCUUAUAUCUCCUUUAGAAUUUUCAGAAAAAAUAAGCCCAAUCUGUUUGCCGAAUCAGGGCCAAGUGUUUCAUUCGGGUACUUAUAGCUGGAUUUCUGGCUGGGGAGACACAAAGGAAGGAGGUAAGAUAUCUGAAGUUCUACGGAAGGUCGCGAUACCACUGAUUAACACCCAAAUAUGUCGAGACCAUUACUAUUCGGAACUCUUCCCCCGUAUGAUCUGUGCUGGUUUCCAUGAAGGUGGAUUUGAUGCGUGUCAGGGCGACAGUGGUGGGCCCCUAGCUGUCAACCAGAACUCCCUCUGGUGGUUAGUAGGUACUACAAGCUGGGGCUACGGAUGUGCAAGAUCUGGGAAACCAGGGGUAUACACCAAAAUGUCAACGGUGGUCGACUGGAUUUACCUGCAGAUGAAGCCUGACCGACUCCUUGCUCACUCACCGGAGGCACGGCCCAACGCUCACCACCCGGCGGAGGCUCGGCCCAAGGCUUGCCUCCCGGUGGCCCAACGCUACCCACCGACUGGCGACCCGACGACCCGACAGCCCGACCGACCGACAGACUGA
Amblyraja radiata (thorny skate) is the source of this 1560-nucleotide messenger RNA. Its product is annotated as transmembrane protease serine 2. Gene Ontology annotation, molecular function: protein binding; serine-type endopeptidase activity. The coding region runs from base 1 to 1560 and encodes 519 amino acids. Gene Ontology annotation, cellular component: membrane. The record is from RefSeq and is a predicted model, not a curated record. Gene Ontology annotation, biological process: proteolysis. Lineage: Eukaryota; Metazoa; Chordata; Chondrichthyes; Rajiformes; Rajidae. The transcript is spliced from 12 exons.